Messenger RNA from Pyricularia grisea, 1046 nucleotides. RefSeq lists its product as uncharacterized. The record is from RefSeq and is a predicted model, not a curated record. Lineage: Eukaryota; Fungi; Ascomycota; Sordariomycetes; Magnaporthales; Pyriculariaceae. The transcript is spliced from 5 exons. Bases 101 to 814 code for a protein of 237 amino acids. Gene Ontology annotation, cellular component: cytoplasm; nucleoplasm; kinetochore. Gene Ontology annotation, biological process: mitotic spindle assembly checkpoint signaling.
AAAAAAUAAUAGCCACCAUUAAUCGCAUUCCAUCAAACCAGCGCAAACCCUCACGCUUUCAACGUAUCCACCGACAACGACCUCCUCACGACUCCAAAAAAUGGCGGACAAGGCGGCAGAAAAGGACAAGGACAAGUCCAAGGUCCACAAGCUGUCGCUAAAGGGCAGCGCCAAGCUCGUCGCAGAAUUCUUUCAAUACUCGAUACAUACGAUUCUAUUCCAACGAGGAGUAUACCCAGCCGAGGACUUUACGGCCGUCAAGAAAUAUGGCCUCAAUAUGCUAGUGUCGGCCGACGACCAGGUCAAGGCCUACAUCAAAAAGAUCAUGUCCCAGCUGGACCGGUGGAUGGUAAAGGGCAAGAUCUCGAAGCUGGUCAUCGUGAUCACGGACAAGGACACGGGCGAGCACGUCGAGCGCUGGCAGUUUGACGUUCAGAUAUUCGGCGGCUCGUCCAAAAAGUCAAAGAGCAGCAGCAGCAGCAGCAAGUCGGCAGCUUCGGCAUCCGCCGGGCAGGAAAACUCCUCAGCGGCCUCGGAUGCGGCACAGGCGCCGGAAAAGACGGAGGCCGAGAUCCAGGCCGAGAUUGCCGCCAUCUUUCGUCAGAUCACCGCCUCGGUCACCUUCCUGCCCCAGCUGGCCGGUGACUGCACCUUCAACGUCCUGGUAUAUGCGGAUGCCGACUCGGAGGUGCCCGUGGAGUGGGGUGAUAGCGACGCCAAGGAGAUUGAGAACGGGGAGCGAGUCCAGCUGCGGGGUUUCAGCACCGCCAGCCACAGGGUCGACACGCUGGUGAGUUACAGGCUGACGGAGUAGCCAGUCUGUCGACGAGUGAAGUUGGAGGUGCAGGCUCCUACGAAGCCUUCAAUAUACCCGAGAGGUUUCCUGUCGGCAUAAUUUAUACUCCAUGUCGGCCAUGUAAAAUGAUGGCAUGACAAUUGGAAAAGCGGUCUUGGCUUGGAGUUCAGGCGUUGGGGGUUCUACUUGUUUACAGAUGACAAUCUUUAUCGCCUAAUAGCGAGAUCAUCAAUAUCACCUGGGCUUGGAC